This is a messenger RNA of Polyodon spathula (Mississippi paddlefish), 1521 nucleotides long. It is a transcript of the gene ralba, whose product is annotated as v-ral simian leukemia viral oncogene homolog Ba (ras related). Gene Ontology annotation, molecular function: GTP binding; GDP binding; GTPase activity. The transcript has 5 exons. Gene Ontology annotation, cellular component: plasma membrane. NCBI's taxonomy places the organism in Eukaryota, Metazoa, Chordata, Actinopteri, Acipenseriformes, Polyodontidae. The record is from RefSeq and is a predicted model, not a curated record. The coding region runs from base 451 to 1071 and encodes 206 amino acids. Gene Ontology annotation, biological process: Ras protein signal transduction.
CCUCAGCCAAUCAGAGUACAGGGAAUCGUUCCAUUGCCGUAUAAACGCGCACUGGCAGAUUAUUCUCAAUGAGGUACCUUUGCCUUCCAGGAAACGUUGCGUCAGUGGCAGGAGUUGCUUUACAAUUUAAAAAUUUCAAGCACUUUUUAAAAAAAAAAAUAUCUGUCAAUAUUACCACGCACUUUUGAAAAGUUAUAAGCAAUCACUGUACCCCCGCCCUGCUGUUCACGGCGUCACAUCCUUCCCCCUCACUGUAUUGUCCCGGAAGGUGGGGUUCGGCAGCACCAGUCCCUGGUUUGGGUUGUAGUGCUGGAGCGGGUAUCAUCUAUGCCGCGCUCAGGUAUAUUAAUGCUUGAAUCAAGAUAGCGGCCACAAAGAAGAGAUUCGCGGAUUAAAACUCGGUAUUCUACUUUUUUAGUGACUGAUCGCUUGCUUGUCAACGGUCCUGCAAUGGCAGCAAGCAAGAGUAAGAACCAGAGCUCCCUGGCCCUGCACAAAGUGAUCAUGGUGGGCAGUGGUGGUGUGGGCAAGUCCGCCCUCACACUGCAGUUCAUGUACGACGAGUUUGUAGAAGACUACGAGCCCACAAAGGCAGACAGCUACAGGAAGAAGGUGGUGCUGGACGGAGAGGAGGUGCAGAUAGACAUCCUGGACACUGCUGGACAGGAGGACUAUGCAGCUAUCCGGGAUAACUACUUCCGCAGCGGGGAGGGCUUCCUCCUGGUGUUCUCCAUAACGGAGCACGAGUCCUUCUCCUCCACAGCCGAAUUCAGGGAACAGAUUUUGCGGGUGAAGUCAGAGGAGGAUAAAAUCCCAUUGCUUGUGGUUGGGAACAAGUCAGAUUUGGAAGAGCGGAGACAGGUGAUGGUGGACGAAGCCAGGAGCAAAGCAGAGGAGUGGGGAGUUCAAUAUGUAGAGACAUCCGCCAAGACCAGAGCCAAUGUAGACAAGGUCUUCUUUGACCUCAUGAGGGAAGUCAGAGCGAAGAAGAUGUCAGAAAACAAGGACAGAAAUGGAAAGGGCAGCAAGAGGAAGAGGAAGAGCUUCAAAGAGCGCUGCUGCUUGCUUUGAUCGGACCCAGGAACUUUUCACAGGAACACUGCGAGUCGCCACUAAAAACGAAAGUGUUCAAAAUCAGAACUCAUUUCUAAUGUCAAGAAAGGAAAAAGAAAUCCGUGUUUUGAAAGUAUUGGUUAUCCGUUAGGUUCCUAACUACACAGAAUCUCUCUUUUCGAACGUUUGUGUUUUUUGUAAUCAAGUCUAAAUUCCCUCAGUCACAGCAAUGGUAGUGAUUUGCUAUAUAUCUGCAUUGUAAAGCAAGAGACGAGGAUUUCACGUCAUGGGUGCGUAUUCUUCUACAUGCUGUUUAGCUGCCCAGCCUUUCCGACCCUGAGCAGUGCCCACCUUGGCUCUUUCUUUCUUUGCUAUUAUGAAUCCAGUCAGUUUGCAGUGUAGUGUAUUGUCCAGAGUGAAACACAGUGACACAGAUGUGUAGGAAUACAGUUCUAAUUACUGCCUUCA